Molecule: messenger RNA, 950 nt
Organism: Ruditapes philippinarum (Manila clam)
Lineage: Eukaryota; Metazoa; Mollusca; Bivalvia; Venerida; Veneridae
Product: protein LTO1 homolog
Exons: 5
Coding region: 316-717 (133 amino acids)
Source: RefSeq, a predicted model, not a curated record
AAAAAUAAAACUAAGUAAUGUAGAGUUAAGGUUCUUUGACAUUUCACUUUGUCUCACUUGUCUGUAUGACUGUGUGAUGUUUCAAUGAGAUAUCAAUGACAGUUUACAAGUUAAGCAUUCUUAAAUUAAAUGGGAGAUAAUAUAAAAGUUAGGCACGGUAGAGUUAUGGUUCUUGAAAACUGCAUUUUCUCUGAAGUCUAUCACUGUUAAAGUUUUAUCCAAAUUCCUUCAAUACUUUUCAAGUUAUUCUUGAUAUGACUUUCUGUUUGUACCUUAAAAAAAACCAGAGGUUCGGCAUUUACAGUACACUGUCUAAUGGUAUACAAUUAUUUCCCUGAUUUUAUGUUAACUAUUUAUUUUUACAGAAGUCAAAAUGAUGGAUUUGAACAAGGUAAAAGUGUUGGGAGAAACCAGGGGAAGACUGAGGGUAACAGACUGGGCUGGGAAAAAGGAGCUGCAAUUGGAUCAGAGAUUGGUUUCUAUGGGGGAUAUGCAAGGUCACUGCUAGAAGAAAUGCAAGAUGCUAAACCAAGAGUUGUUAAAACAUUAGAGAGAAUUAUUAAAGCAGCUGAAGAUUUCCCUCUAUCAGAUCCUCUACAUCCAGAACUGCAGAGUAAACUUGAAGAAUUACGUACAAAAUUUAAACAGGUGUGCUCACAAUUGGGUAUCAAACAGGAAGCUCCAAGCAGUUCAGAGAAUAAAGGAAUAUCUUUCUGAGAUGUCUCCAUAGUAAAGUUAACAGUGAUGAAGUUAGCCUCAGGCCAAGUUGAAGGAUGCCAUUUGUUUGCCCUGAGGAAGGAGGGGUGUAAUGAAAUUAACACAAUUGAAGAUGAAUGAAAUGGACAUUUUGGGACCAAAAUGGUUACCUGAAUAUGACAUUAAUUUAAUGGAGAAAUUAUGUGCCAUUCGUUACUGAAAAACCAAUGAAUAAAAUUAUUUUAAUCAAAACA